GUAAAAACAAACAUUUUCUGGCGCUGAGUCAACGGAAAAGCCGGUAGGGUGGUAUGUUUAUGUGACUAGUUGUACAAACUUAGACAGCUAAUUUAAAGAAAAUGUUUUACUACAUAACGAACCUGUUUUGACAAGUGUAAUAGCUGUCUUAUAGCCAUGUAGCUAGCUAGCUACAAAUCGAGUUACUGUUGUGGACGAAGAGGUUCUGGUUUCAGUAACUUGCCUUAAAACCCUCUGGCUAAACUCAUUGACAACUUGGUUAGCUAGCUAGUUAGUCAAAGAAAAGUAGGUUUCCACAACCGAUAAUUCGAGAGUGGAGCCACAUCAUGGCAUACUGCGACAAGACCGGUGAUCAUCCCUUAGCUUGUCUAAACAAUAAGGACAGUCGUAAUGGACAUGACCCGGCGACAGAUAAGCAGCCGACUCCACACUCCAAAGGAAAUGAGAAUGAUUACUGUGCCACUGAAGAAGCCCUGACAGUGUCUGUCCCUAAAGGGUUGUAUCUAAAGAAGAAAAAGCUUGUCCUUCACGUUGACCUCAAUAACACCAUCUUGGUGUCUGAUGCCGUGACAAGUCAAGGAACUAUUGCAGCUUUGGAUUACUUUAUUUCCACUGUGACAUGGGGACAAAUGAGUAAACAAGGUAAGACCAGGUUGCAAUAUAAGUGACAAGCCUCUUAGGGGCCAGGCGACCUCAGUCUAAAAAGCCACUUAGUUCCUACAUGUAGCCAGUUUUAUUUGAAGUAGUGGUCUAUUCUAUAAAAAUGAAAAUUAUCCUAAAUAUUUCUUAAGGAGCAGAUGCCCCACUUACUAUGUAGUGGCACACCUCUAUCCUUUUUCUAUAAAUGACAUGACAAUUCAAUAAGUGGAAUCACUACUGUGCCUACCUGCCAUGGUGAUGUCAUUGCUGUGUGCAAUUGCUUAACAUCUGCUUCUUUAUGUGCUCUGUAGGUAAAUGGAUGUGGAUGAGUGACUCACCUUCCCUACUCCCACCAUGUGAGGGCGCUGUCAGCUACUACUCGCAGUUUGGCCGGGUGGCAGGCUUCACCAGCUCCACUGCAGGUCGUCGGUUCCGGGGCGUGCUGGACGAGCACUUGGCGAUGCUGCGAUGGCCAGAGGAGCUGAAGGGGGACAAGGAGCUGGCUGUGAAGGGGGAGGACGGACAGCUGUACCACUGGAUCUUGCCCUCUUUCUUCCAGCUAUUGAAAGACCUGGUGGCAGAGGGGAGGGACUUUGCUAUCCUGUUCCGCACCUUUGGCUCAGACCUUCCCCGCGUGCUGUCUGCAGUGUCCCGUGCCCUCACUCAGGGCUCCCACCCACUCUUCCCUGACCUUCCAGCACUUAAGGUAAAUCAAAUCAAAUUGUAUUUGUCACAUGCGCCGAAUACGUGACCUUACCGUGAAAUGCUUACUUACAAGCCCUUAACCAACAAUGCAGUUUUAAGAAAAUAUUUACUAAAUAAGUAAAAUAAAUAAAAAUAAAUAAAUAAAAAUAAAAGUGAUGAGGCUAUAUACAGGGGGACAGGUACCGAGUCAAUGUGCGGGGGUACAGGUUAGUUGAGGUAAUUUGUACAUGUAGGUAGGGGUAAAGUGACUAUGCAUAGAUAAUAAACAGCGAGUAGCAGCAGUGUUAAAACAAAGGGGGUAUCAAUGCAAAUUGUCCAGGUGGCCAUUUGAUUAAUUGUUCAGCAGUCUUAUGGCUUACAUUUUAGACAUUUUAGUCAUUUAAUAGACGCUCUUAUCCAGAGCGACUUACAGUUAGUGAGUGCAUACAUUAUUAUUUUUUUCAUACUGGCCCCCGGUGGGAAUCGAACCCACAACCCUGGCGUUGCAAACGCCAUGCUCUACCAACUGAGCUACAUCCCUGCCGGCCAUUCCCUCCCCUACCCUGGACGACGCUGGGCCAAUUGUGCGCCGCCCCAUGGGUCUCCCGGUCACGGCCGGCUACGACAGAGCCUGGAUUCGAACCAGGAUCUCUAGUGGCACAGCUAGCACUGCGAUGCAGUGCCUUAGACCACUGCGCCACUCGGCGGUAGAAGUCUUUUGGACCUAAACUUGGUGCUCCGGUACCGCUUGCCGUGCGGUAGCAGAGAGAACAGUCUAUGACUUGGGUGACUGGAGUCUUUGACAAUUUUGAUGAGUGCUUUGGGUGGUGAUUGAGGGUGUGAUGCUGGAUGUGGUGUCAUUAGGACAGUUGCAAUAAUGAUUGUUGUCCUGGCAUUUUACCAAGCUCUUACUCACUGGCUACCAUAUUAAAUAGGCACAUUGCUCUUAUCAUAAUCACUACUGUUAGCUAACUUGCCAAUAGCCCAGUAAUUGCAAUCAUUACUCAUUGUAGGCUCUCUGUUGCAGCUUGUCAUUGAGAGAGUGACACUAUGUUACAGGUGGCUAUGCUACUGAGAGUGAGUUAUAGUCCUUUGAGAGAAGUGAUGUUCUUCCUCCUCUGCCUGAAUUAAGAGAUCAACCACACUUCACAAUUAUAGACCAAUUUUUCAGCUUGGGCCAAGUCUGUUUCUUCUGAAAGACUACAGUUAUUGUGUGUGUGUGUGUGUGUGUGCAUGCGUCUGGGCUUGUGUGUGUUUGUGAGGUUGUGGCAGUGGGAUAUAGGGGUCAAAAAUCUGUAAGCUUGUUCCCAGAAGAUUGAACAGUGCCCUGUUCAGAAGGUCAUUCACAGUGAGAUGUAGGGUUGGUGGUGCUACUCCCCUGGGUAUAGAGUGUGCCUGCAGGCUCUUCUCAGCCUCCUCACCCUGUUCUUGUACCUGUUCGUUUACUGGAGCAGAACACAUCGAUUUCUGCAGGGAGGAGGCUCAAAGGCUGCUACGGCACACACAGUUAGCUGCAAAAACAUAAAUAAACAUCCAGAUGAUGACUUAUUCAAACUGUCUCCUGUCAAGGGAUAUUUCUGUAAGAGUCUCGGCACAGAGUUUGAGGGUGAAAGAGGAUAAUUUGAUUUAGCAGGUUUGGAACUUGCAUGACCUGUAAGCAUAAUUGUUUCCUCUCAUUCUAAAAUGAUAGCUAUGCUGAAGUACAGAUGAUUUCCAUAAUUUCUGAUAGAUACCUGAUACCUGUACAUCUCUAAUAAACUGCCGAUCAGAGAGAGUAUAAGAGAUGUUAAAGCCAGCUGUGUUCUUUCUGCUCCCUCCCCAGCUGAGUGUGAAUGAGACACCAGGCCAGAUCCGCUGCAGUAAGAAGGGGGCGGUCCUGACCCGGGCAGAGGAGCGUCUGUCCACACGUGACGGGGAGCGAGCCCUGUACCAGUACCUCAGCUCUGUCCAAUGCCUGGGGGGCUUCCAGGACCAUUUUGACUGGUAGGUGGACCUUUUACAAAAGACUAACGUCUAGCCUAAUCACACCAAUGAAGGCACUCUAGUAUUGGAGGUGCCCUAGUUUUCUGGCAAGCUCAUAAAUCCAUCUUUGAAUAGGUAAUUUAGCCCAAGUUUUAUUUGUAAUGUAGAAGUUCUUUCUGCAUUGACCUCAAUGAAAGUUUCAGUCUCGUUGAUGUAGUCAGGACAAUGGUCUCUAUCUGUAGGUGGGCCAGGAACACCUACUCCAUCCUGGGAGGGAAACCUCUGUGGGUGGACCCCUUCGACCAGGAUGUCCAGCACAUCUUCAUCGAUGACAACAUUCGACAGAAUGACAAAGACACCAUCGUCCAUCCAAAGGUAUGUUUUUGCCUCGGUUAAUGUGCUUUUGGAUGGUUUGUGCAUACUCAUAUGGAAGUGGAUGUUUCCCCUUGCAGAUAAGUUGUUUGCCUUAAAUAUCCUCAUGGUGUUUCUGUUCUUGUUCCAUGGUUCUGAAGGUGUUCCUGGACCGAGACAGCUCAGAGACACGCACAGCCUCCACCUCAGAGCUGUAUGACCUCUGUCUGGUCCAGAACGACCUGCUCAGGGCCAUCUCAGACCCAGAGUAUUUCACCCAGCGCAUCAGCAUCUGCCAGGAGAACUAUGACAGGAACCUCCAGCAGGGGGCAGGCUAG
Messenger RNA from Coregonus sp. 'balchen', 3974 nucleotides. Lineage: Eukaryota; Metazoa; Chordata; Actinopteri; Salmoniformes; Salmonidae. The record is from the annotation of a GenBank genome assembly.